AUGCCUCCUAAGUCGGCAAGGAAAGUCGCUCGUCAACUUGAAGUGUCUCCAGACCCAUCACCAGCUGUUGCCAAGCCUAAACAAGUCAAAGCGAAAAAGACCAGCAUUGUUAAUGUGCCACGCACAAAAGCAGAUCCGACCACUCACAAGAGUUUAGUACCUUUGAAACUGAAGCACAAACAUACUGAUAGUGUUACCGAAGAUGAGGAGGAGGAUGGCGAUGAUUCUGAUGGCAGUGCGGACUUGGAACCUGAUAAGCCUCAAGCUCAAGCCGUUUAUGGUCGUCCUCGCAAACUCUGUCGCACAUAUGCCAUGUGUGAUGUCUCUGCGUUAUUCGAGUCUGAUGAAGACUUGGAUCAGGAGGAGGAAAACGGCAUUGAUUCUGACGCUGACCGUGAGGAGAGUGAGGGCGAGCCUGAGGAUCUGGAGUCAACUGCCAUGAUGCUCUCUGACGAGGUCCCUUCGCUUGUCAGCAACGUUAAAGUCAACUUGAAGUCAAAGCAAGUUAAAUCUCAUGAAAAAACCCAGUCUGCCCAUGAUGCCAAACAAGCUGCAGAGAUUCCAACCUGGCGCGAUUUUGACAACACCGAGUCCACUGAUGGAACCACUACUGCUUGUCACGGCGACUCCUCUGAGCCUUACUCUAGCGAUGUUGAACUUCGUGCUCUGGAACCCAACUCUGCACUGACUCGAUCGGUUCAGACUGGCAUUGCUGCUCUCGUUCGAACGGAGAAAGGACACGUCAAAUUACUUGAUCAAAAUAACGAGACUCGGCAAGUAGUGCGAGAUGCGAUUAUUGAUGCCAAAGGUUACAUCAUCUUUGUCGAUGCUUAUCCUGAGCUAGUUGACAAAAACCAAGUUGCACUGCAGUCUCUACUAACAGUGGCUAGGAAUCGCGGUGUACAUGCCAUUAAAGAUUGUCUUCGAACCGAUGCACAGUAUGCUGCUCACCUCACUAGUUUAGUGGAGCCACGCAUUCCGUUAUUGUGCCGUGACCUUAAAGUUGCCGCAUGCACCAACAUUGAUACUUACUUUCGGCUCAGCAAUAAUGUGGUCAAGGCAAAGAAAUUGAUGGAGCAGCAUGCAUAUAUCUAUGCAUUGAAGUUUGAUUUGAACGACAAUGCUUCACCCAUAGGCAAAAAACCCUACCAGGGUGACCUGCUGAUCUUUCUCAUAUAUGAGGCAGUCUUCAGUGGUGCAAAGUCUAUUGGCAUCAAGUUGAUCGAGCACUUUGCCAAACUGGCGAACAACAAGGGCAAUCGUCCUGAAUGCCCCAUUCUGUUACUCGCACUUGUGGCAACAGCGGUCUAUGCAGCCCUUUUCUGGAAGACACUCAGCUCACCAGGGAAGUUUAACUUUACAGGGAAUCAAUUCAGUGAGACGUAUGUGUUUCAUGUCAAUUUCCUCGAGGACUUGAAGCGGGAUGCACCGGGAGAGUUUCAUUGCAUGAUGGCUGAUAUUUACGAAGCUGUACAGACCUUGAAACGGAAGGGGAAUGAUCAUUUCGUUAAUGAGCAUCAAGAUGCACUGGGGCUACUCUAG
This is a messenger RNA of Suillus bovinus, 1542 nucleotides long. RefSeq lists its product as uncharacterized. The coding region runs from base 1 to 1542 and encodes 513 amino acids. The record is from RefSeq and is a predicted model, not a curated record. NCBI's taxonomy places the organism in Eukaryota, Fungi, Basidiomycota, Agaricomycetes, Boletales, Suillaceae. The transcript is spliced from 10 exons.